Messenger RNA from Centropristis striata (black sea bass), 2435 nucleotides. Its product is annotated as gastrula zinc finger protein XlCGF57.1-like. Gene Ontology annotation, cellular component: PcG protein complex; transcription regulator complex. Gene Ontology annotation, biological process: regulation of transcription by RNA polymerase II. The transcript has 2 exons. Bases 304 to 1833 code for a protein of 509 amino acids. Gene Ontology annotation, molecular function: DNA-binding transcription factor activity, RNA polymerase II-specific; RNA polymerase II cis-regulatory region sequence-specific DNA binding. NCBI's taxonomy places the organism in Eukaryota, Metazoa, Chordata, Actinopteri, Perciformes, Serranidae. The record is from RefSeq and is a predicted model, not a curated record.
AUAUGCCGUGUAACGUCCGUAGAAACAGCGGAGUCACUUUCUUUGUGUGAGAAAGUUUGUGUUGUGGUCCGUCAGAGCCUCUGUGUGUCCGGAUAAACGUGUCUGAAUGGACUUUGUGCUGUUCACCUUUUCUUUCUAGAUGUUUUACCUCUGACUCAUCUCCCGCUAGACUACAAACACAUUCAAGUUAGCUUAGCAUUCUUGCUGGUCAGCACCGCGGCGCUAGUCAGAGUGACUGAGGGAGAGCAAACUGUGUUUCUGACGGAGUUUGAGUGGAGAAAAGUUGGUGUCACUGUGUGAAAAAUGUCUAAAGUCCAAACGGUGAGAGCGCUGGUGGAGCAGCGACUGACUGCGGCUGCUGAAGAGAUAUUUGGGCUGUUUGAAAGAACGAUAGCAGAGUACGAGGAGGAACUUUGUCGUUCAAGAGAGAAGAACGAGCGACAACAGAAACUACUGGACGCUGUUUUCAACCAUCAGCUUCAGUUACACAAAGCAGACGUUCAGCAGCUGUCGGUGAGUGAAGAAGAGUUUCCCUCUGAGCAGCAGGAGAGGAGCUGCAGUCUGGACCAGGACCAGGAGGACCCAGAGCCCCCACACAUUAAAGAGGAACAGGGGGAACCUCAGACCAGUCAGGAGGGAGAGCAGCUUCAGGGGCUCACAUUCACUCCUGUUCCCGUGAAGAGUGAAGAAGAUGAAGAGAAACCUCAGUCCUCACAGCUUCAUCAAACACAAACUGAACAGAUGGAAACAGAAGCUGAUGUAGAGGACUGUGGAGGACCAGAACCAGACAGGAAAUCUGAUCCAGAGCCACAUUUACAACCUGAUACUGACGACGAGCCUGCAGACUCUUCUGAACCUGAGACUGAUGACAGUGCUGAUUGGAAGGAGACCAGAGACCCUCAGUCAGGUUUGAACUGUUUGAAAAAAGAUGGUGGUCCUGUCAGAGAUUCCAGAUUUAGUGCUUGUGAGAAACAACUUAGCUGCUCUGAGUGUGGGAAAAGAUAUGGUUACAAGCAAGAUCUGGAGAGACACAUGGUUUCUCAUACUGGAGAGAAACCUUUCAGCUGCUCAGUUUGUCGGAAAUCUUUUACAUGGAGUGGGACUUUAAAGUCACACAUGAGACUCCACACAGGAGAGAGACCUUUCAGCUGCUCAGUUUGUAAGAAAACUUUUACACGGAGUGGACAUUUGAAUGCACACAUGAGACUACACACAGGAGAGAGACCUUUCAGCUGCCCAGUUUGUAAGAAAACUUUUACACGGAGUGGACAUUUGAAUGCACACAUGAGACUACACACAGGAGAGAGACCUUUCAGCUGCUCAGUUUGUAAGAAAACUUUUACACGGAAUGAACAUUUGAAUGCACACCUGAGACUCCACACAGGAGAGAGACCUUUCAGCUGCUCAGUUUGUAAGAAAACUUUUUCACAAAGUGUGUAUUUACAGAAACACAUGAGACUCCACACAGGAGAGAGACCUUUCAGCUGCUCAGUUUGUAGGAAAUCUUUUACACAGAGUGGAACUUUAAAGUCACACAUGAGACUCCACACAGGAGAAAGACCUUUCAGCUGCUCAGUUUGUAAGAAAACUUUUAGACAGAGUGGAACUUUAAAGUCACACAUGAGACUACACACAGGAGAGAGACCUUUCAGCUGCUCAGUUUGUAAGAAAACUUUUUUACAAAGUGGGUAUUUACAGAAACACAUGAGACUCCACACAGGAGAGAGACCUUUCAGCUGCUCAGUUUGUAGGAAAUCUUUUACACAGAGUGGAACUUUAAAGACACACAUGAGACUACACACCGGUGAGAAACCUUUCAGCUGCUCAGUUUGAGAAAUCUUUUACACAGAGUGGAACUUUAUAGUCACUAAUGAGACUACACAUGUAAUACACAAAGUGGGUAUUUAAAGAAACACAGAGAGUCCACACAGGAGAGAAACUUUUCAGCUGCUCAGUGUGUGCUAAAACGUUUACACAAAGUGGGUAUUUAAAGAAACAUGAAAAUCCACACAGGAGAGAAACCUUUCAUAAAUGUGCUGGCCGCUCGUCCUCAAAUUAUCAUCAAACUGAGGAGAACAAAGAGGCAGAGCCUGCAUUCAGCAGCCCACAUGAAGAGAUGCAAACCUCUUUUUCAAUCUUUUCAAAGGACUCGAGAAAGAUUUUCAGGUCUUUUUUAAAUGCUACAAAGCUUGUAGUAUUUUUUAUGAAUAUCUAUUCUGUGUUUAUGGAUUUUACGUACAAUAUAAUUAAACAAUACUUUAUUUUCAAUGAUGUGAUAUAUUCAUUUCCUCUGUUUAUUUUUUGUUUUGUUUUCCAAAACACAAGUUCACAAACUGAUAUUUUAAUUUAAUAUUUGAAUGUAGAAGUGUAACAAUUACAACUUUAUUUGUUUCUAACAGCAAAAGAAAAUAAAAACAUUCUUGGUUUACCAAAGU